Molecule: messenger RNA, 202 nt
Organism: Sphaeroforma arctica JP610
Lineage: Eukaryota; Ichthyosporea; Ichthyophonida
Exons: 1
Source: RefSeq, a predicted model, not a curated record
AUGCUGUUCAACUGGUUGGUGGUGGUAGUCAACGACACUACAUACCCCCCAGACGUACGGACGCUGGCGGAUGAGUUAGUGAUUAUGACGGUCGAGGUGUUCUAUCUGGACAAGAAACAGAAUUUCAUUCUCUCGGCUGCGGACGUGUGGGUGAAGCGCCUGGUGGCUGGCAUGCAACAGUACAACACGCACACACAGGAAG